AUGAAAAAAAUCCGAGGCUUCUUGCUCAAACACCGGGUCACCACCCUUUUUCGGUGGUUCCGCCGAAACUUCUCGUCGGCGGCGUACCACCGUCUGGACCCACAUAAGACAUGCGAGUCAAGAGUCUCCAGACCCAUUUCCAAAAUUUUCAGAUGGGCUCACCGACUCAGAGCCAAAAUCAUAUGCUCCAAGAAUUCUCAGCCGGGUUCGAAUCGGGGCUACAUGCAUAUCGGAGAAGACCCGGUUCAGGAAAAACCGGUAUCUGUUCCGAAGGGUCACAUGGCGGUGUACGUGGGUCAAAAAGACGGUGACUUUAGGAGGAUUCUUGUGCCUGUGAUGUACUUCAAUCAUCCAUUGUUUGGAGAUUUGCUGAGAGAAGCUGAGAAGGAAUACGGGUACAAUCAUCCGGGUGGUAUCACUCUACCUUGUCGGAUCUCGGAGUUUGAGAGCGUCAAGACCAGGAUCAAGGCCAGCCGGACCCCCCGGAAAACGCUGACAAGGAAUACGGGUACAAUCAUCCGGGUGGUAUCACUCUACCUUGUCGGAUCUCGGAGUUUGAGAGCGUCAAGACCAGGAUCAAGGCCAGCCGGACCCCCCGGAAAACGCUGA
Molecule: messenger RNA, 609 nt
Organism: Ilex paraguariensis (yerba mate)
Lineage: Eukaryota; Viridiplantae; Streptophyta; Magnoliopsida; Aquifoliales; Aquifoliaceae
Source: the annotation of a GenBank genome assembly